AUAAUCAGAUAACAUAUACAGUAUAUAUAGAUGACCACUUUGGAUCUUCUGCUUCAUCUUCUCCUGGUCUCUUGUGUCUACCUUGGUCAGGUCUCCAGUGUCUACCUUGAUCCGCUGUGUUUAGAAUAUGAAAGCUCUGUUGGGUUUCGGUCUACUUUUUCUCCAUGCGGCUUUAGUGAUGCCGAGCGAUGCUCAAGGAAAAGAGAAGGGAGAACAAGUAUGUGAAGAUCUUCAAAAUAAAGUAAAAGAACUGCAAACAGCCUUUUUAUUUUUCAAAGGAAGAGCUAGAAGUGGUGACAAAAUUUACCUCUCAGAUGGUGGUCAAGGCAAUUUCACUGAUGCUAGAGACAGGUGUACAGAUGCGGGAGGUCAAAUUGCCACUCCAAAGAAUGCUGAUGAGAAUGAAGCCGUACGUUCCAUCACCACUGAUUACGAUGCCAUUGCUUUUCUUGGAAUAAAUAAACUUGAGACAGAUGGGACUUACAGAUGUCCAUCGGGUGAUGCGAUCUCCUACACCAACUGGAAAAAAAAUGCACCCAGUAAUAAACAAGUCACACCGGACUGUUUAGAGCUGCAAAAAACAGGAAAAUGGAAUGAAAUUGCUUGUCAAUUCAAACGUCUUAUCAUCUGUGAGUUUUCUAUCUAGCGGUUAAAUAAUUACUGCUUUUGUCAAUUUCAUUUGUUGGCAUGUUUUGGCUUUUGUGGUCUUAAAUAAGACCAUCAUUAAAAAAAAAAAUGUCAUCUUAUUUCAGCAGUUUAUCAAUCAUUGUAAAAAAACUGUCAAUAAAAAAAAGCACCUAACA
Molecule: messenger RNA, 803 nt
Organism: Rana temporaria (common frog)
Lineage: Eukaryota; Metazoa; Chordata; Amphibia; Anura; Ranidae
Product: pulmonary surfactant-associated protein D-like
Exons: 4
Coding region: 128-646 (172 amino acids)
Molecular function (GO): signaling receptor activity
Source: RefSeq, a predicted model, not a curated record